Molecule: messenger RNA, 4087 nt
Organism: Xenopus tropicalis (tropical clawed frog)
Lineage: Eukaryota; Metazoa; Chordata; Amphibia; Anura; Pipidae
Source: RefSeq, a predicted model, not a curated record
GACUGUCAGGGGGCGGGAAGAAUUAUCCGUAGGCAACUUCCCGGCAUUCGUGCUUAUUUACAAAAAUUGUCAGGCUACUCGAUAUGUUUGGGUGAAAUUAAUGUCUGGCAGGCGUGGGCAGAGGGAGUGUUCAGCCUAAACCCAGUUUGCUUAUAAAACUAAAACUUCCCGUACAGCUUGCGGGCAAAGUACUGAGCCGGUCUAACUGCUUCGGGCCGCCGCUGGGGGCGCUGCGCUGACACGUCAGAUCACCCCCUCAGAACUCCCUGACUUGUAAACACAGCACUUUGUGCAGGCAAAAUACAGGAAAUAGAAGCAGAAGAGUUCACAUUUCUGAGAAAGCGCAACACUGUCGCACUGUCCUGGGGUCCGACUGCCGGUUGCGUAAUGGAAUUUUGCUCAUGUAAAGCAAUACUGGAGGUUAACAAAAGCUGAUAGAGUUAUCUGUUGACUGGAUUCCCCCACUUGUCCAGCUAAGAUUGUUUACAGUUACAACCCAAUGGAACCGAAGUCCAAUUGCCCAAGUGUAAGAAUCCCCAGCUAUAAUGAGCAGCGCCAAAAUAGGAAGAGAUUUACAGUUUACAAGGUUAUAGUGUCAAUGGGGCGAAAUGAGUGGUUUGUUUUCCGACGAUAUGCAGAGUUUGAUAAACUUUAUAACACACUUAGAAAACAGUACCCACAUAUGAACUUGAAGAUUCCUGCAAAGAGGAUUUUCGGUGAUAAUUUUGAUCCAGACUUUAUCCAGCAAAGAAGAGCAGGAUUAAAUGAAUUUAUUCAGAAUUUACUUCGUCAUUCAGAAUUAUGCAGCCACUCUGAUGUCCAGUCCUUCCUUCAACUGGACUCUCCAAAGCAUCAAUCAGAUCCUUCAGAGGAUGAAGAUGAAAGAGUUGAUCAAAAGAAUGGUUCUGCUUCACGGGAUGUCAACCUGGGACCCUCUGGAAACCCUCAUGCCAAGCCUUCCGAUUUUGAAUACCUCAAACUGAUUGGAAAAGGAAGCUUUGGGAAGGUUGUACUUACUAGAGGGAAGCGUGAUGGACGUUAUUAUGCAGUCAAAGUGUUACAGAAGAAUGUUAUUCUUAACAAGAAAGAGCAAAGACACAUCAUGGCUGAACGAAACGUGCUUUUGAAAAAUGUGAAACAUCCAUUUUUAGUGACGCUACACUAUUCCUUUCAGACAUCUGACAAGUUGUUUUUUGUCCUGGAUUUUAUAAAUGGAGGAGAGCUUUUUUUCCACUUACAAAGAGAGCGAUAUUUUGCAGAGCCCAGAGCUCUGUUCUACGCUGCAGAGAUCGGCAGUGCUUUGGGCUAUUUGCAUUCCAUCGAUAUCAUAUACAGGGACUUAAAACCUGAAAAUAUUCUUCUGGAUUCUCAGGGUCACAUUGUAUUAACUGAUUUUGGUCUAUGCAAGGAAGGAAUUUCCAAUUCUGACACAACGCUCACCUUUUGUGGGACACCGGAGUAUCUAGCACCUGAGGUUAUAGUGAAACAACCAUAUGACAACACAGUGGAUUGGUGGUGCCUUGGCUCUGUCCUGUAUGAAAUGCUGCAUGGACUACCACCUUUUUAUAACCGUGACACAGCUACAAUGUAUGAGAAUAUUCUUCACAAGCCCCUGACUACAAGGCCUGACAUAAGUUUGCCUGCAAUAUCAAUCUUGGAAGAACUGCUUGAGAAGGACCCCAAGCUGAGACUGGGCGUUAAUAACGAUUUUCAAGACAUUAAGAAUCAUGCAUUUUUUGCCUCUAUAAACUGGGCUGAUCUAGUUGAAAAGAAGAUGACGCCACCUUAUGAUCCCCACGUGAAUGGCCCUGACGAUAUAUCAAAUUUUGAUAAAGAAUUCACAGAAGAAAUGGUGCCAUAUUCAGUCUGUGUGUCUUCCGACUAUUCAAUCGUGAAUGCCAGCGUGGAAGAGGCAGAUGACGCAUUUGUGGGAUUUUCUUAUGCACCUCCCUCCGAUGACUUUUUCUAUUAGAGACUACUACAUAUAUAUAAUCAAGGGACCAACUGGAUUUUGAUUUAUGACCAAGCCAUAAUUCAAUUGCCUUUAAUUUAAUCUGAGCUGCAGCAAGCAGCCUUACUAUAAAACAGUGGAUCCAGCCAAUGCUUAUUGCAUUUCUCCAUCUUUACUAAACAUAUUCAGCAACAUGAUUUAAUAAUCCUUUUGUCUUUUUGGAGCAAUGCAAUGCAGCCAAGUUUCUUUUUCCUAUGGUCUAAUAGUACUGGUACAGACCAAUUUAGGUGCUGCUCAAGUAUUGUGCUUUUUCACACACACCUUUUUUUUGCUUUUUUUCAUGAAAAGAAUUGAUUAAAACCAAUUUAAAAAGCGAUCAGCUGCUUCUGGGAGAUGAUUGUUUUAAACGUUAUUCCAUUUCAGAUAUUAGCAUCUCCAAUGUUGGCUAAAAUAUAUACUUCAUCUUUACAUGUUUUCAAUAAACUGGAUCUGCAGCAUCAUUAAAAUGACAUUUGAGACCCAUCUAUUUAAUCAGACCUCUACAACAUACUGGUUUUGAGGAAAAAAUAUUGUAUGAGAAAAGCUGGAGCAACCAUCAUAAAUGUACCUAUUGAGGCAGGGAUGAGGAGUCUGUUCAGAUGAGUGAGGAUCAGAAAUUAAACAGAGGACCAGAAUGGGUACAUGCCAUAUUCUCACAUUGUUUUCUUUUUUUUGUCAUUUACUCAUUCUAUCCUUGCCAUCAGCUGUUGUCAUGUUUGGGCAAAUGUAUCAUUUUUCUAGGUACAUGUCUGGCUCCCAUUGUGGGGUUUGACCUUUCAUAACUGUAAAGAUAAUAUGUCUCUGUGGCACAUAAAGUUAUUCACAGUGAAUACUCCUAUUGCUUCAAAUGGGUUGUUCAUCUUUAAGUUAACUUUUAGUAUGACGUAGAGAUAAUAUUCGGAGACUAUUGUUCUUCAUUUCUUUACUAUUUGUAGUUUUUUCAUUGUUCCAAUUUUUGUUCAGCAGCUCUUCAGUUUGGAAUUUCAGCAGCUAUCUGGUUGCUAGGUGCCAAAUUACGUUAGCAACCAGGGAUUGAUUUGAACAAGAAUCUGGUAUAUGAAUAGGAGAGGAGAAAAUAAAAAGUAACAAUAAAACUGUAGCCUGUUUUAUUGUUGGUGGUGGGAAGCUGUCUCACCAUUCUUGAUAGCUGACUGUACCAGCACUGGUGAUAACUAAGCUGGGUAGCAUGACGUGCAUUAUGGCAGUCCAAAUCUACAGUAUAAUUUUUUAACUUAAAAUCAGUGUGUUGUAGAACAAUUUGAGCUUAUUAAAGCCAUUUUUAGGUGUUAUAGAGAUGAUUAGUGGCAAUACCACUUCCCAUCAGGCAACAAAUAUUCCUUAUUUGAAAAGUUCCAGAUUCCGAUAUGCACAGCAGGAAUUUUCAGAUUUGGAAAGGAAACUUUAUUGGAGGGAUUUCCUAGAAAUGACAAAUCCUAAGAACUCUCCAAAUAUUUUAUAUUCCCUUCUAAUAAUGCACCUUGGCCUUUGGGGCACACGCAGGGUUUAGCCUCACAGUCAAGCUUUCAGAAGUGGGGAAUGUUGUGUUUUUGUUUUGGUGAUGAUCUCAUGAAAAAGUACCGCAAAAUGUGUGUUAAACGAUAUGCAGCCCUUUGUAUAACAUGGUCAGCAUUUCUGUUUAGUUUAGUGAUACUAGAAUUCUUACUGCUUAGCUAUAUUCAUCUCUUUGGCAUUAAAAUGUUGCUAAAGGGGAGUUAUUUCAGUUUUGAGGUUGUGUUUGCCAUAACAGUGAGGUUAUACUGUAGCACACAUCCUUUCUGUCCUAUAAUGACAGUUCUAAACAUGAGAACACAGCAGUUGCACACAUGUAUAAGCUAUGCCAUUGAUUAUUGUUCAUUUCUGGGCCUACUUUCCAUUGGAGAAACCCAGUUUACCUCAUCCCUGUCUGCUGAGAAUGAAAGCUACAACCGUCAGCUGCUUGAUUUCUGCAGAACCCUGUGUGCUUCAGCGCUAACCUGUGCCGUUUCUAGUGUGGAACUAAAAGUUUAUACAGAACUUUAUAACAUUUUCUAUAUGAAACAUAUUUUUGUAAUGAAAUGCAACUAGUAAACAACACGGAAUAAAAACUACUGAAAACUA